Molecule: messenger RNA, 2108 nt
Organism: Amphimedon queenslandica
Lineage: Eukaryota; Metazoa; Porifera; Demospongiae; Haplosclerida; Niphatidae
Exons: 3
Coding region: 50-1753 (567 amino acids)
Source: RefSeq, a predicted model, not a curated record
GCAUUCCAGCUCCCAAGCUAUGCUACUACUCCACAGUUUUUGCAACUGAAUGAGCAUUUACAGAAAGAAGCAAGUCGCUACUCGUAGAGAAUCUGAUCCAGGGCAAUACACAAUGGCUGCCUGCAGCGUUUUCUCAUCAUAUCCCACCACGAGCCAGCCUUCCACGUAUGCGUCCAAGAACCUGCUCGACUUGAGUGAGAGAGGAAGGAUAGGAAGCAGCAGUAGCAGCAGCGGUGCUGGAGGAUUCAUACGAGACGAUAUCAUGUUCACUCCUCCAAGGUGCAGCACGCCGUCUUCCAUGCCUCGUUCCCCUGGCCCGAGGUCGGGCGAGUAUCUGGGUAGCUCUGGCGGCGGAGUAGCUCAUGUUGACCGCCGGGCAGCACUCCUCCAGGACUACUUCAAAUCCACCAAUGCGCUCAAUCGUUCAAUAAUGCUAGAGAAAUCAACUGUGGAGAAUCAGCAUGGACACAGCUGGACAAUACUCAGUGACAGCAAGAGGGAUGAGAUCGUUGACGAACAUUUCGUUCCGAGUCAAGUGAGAGACCAAUACGACGAGAGAGGACUGACAGCAAACUAUGGAAGAUCAAGGACUCUUAGUAGACUUGGCUCCAACCCCGUGAAUGGUUUCUUAUCACAAAAGACCCACCAUUAUGAGGACAUAGAUGGAAUGUCUGUCCCUCUCUCCCAACCAGUGACAUCAGAUUCCAAGAGCAGAGUCACACAUAGGACCCUCUCCUAUGAUAAUUCCUCUUCCUCCUCCUCCUCCUCUUCCUCCUCUCCCAGUUUCUCAAGGAACAAGAUGAUGAGCUUUAGCAUAAGGAGCAAGAAAGUGUCUCCAGUAGCAAACAGAAAGAUAGAGCCAAGCAUUGAUUUCUUGCCACUGUUUGAAAGAGAUGUUAACGAUAUUGAUAACGAGAUUGAUUUACCAGAUGAAUCACUCAUCAAUGAUCACGUUGACUCAUCUUCUACCGAGGAAUCGUUCACACGUUUGAGACCACUUCGUUACUCGUUUGGCCGAAAGCUACGAAGCAAAGUUGACCACUCACAGAGCACCAGUGAUCUCACAAUAACGAACAUGAACACAGACUCACCAUCACUUCAAGAUCUUAGGCUUGGAUCUUCCACUUUAGAUCUGACUGAUUUAGACAAAGGACCCAAUCCAAGCCCUGAUCUUGAUCCGCACGCUCUCAUGUCUAGCUCUAUGUCGUCAGACGACACCUCAAGUAUACUAUCAUCACAACAAUCGCUUGCUGUCCCACCAGAUCAUGGCCAAAUAGCUGGGAGAGGAAAGGGGCUGCAUCGUGUACUAAACGAGGGUUCCUUUAAGCAUCCACUCAGUCGGAGUGUGAGGGCUGGAUCAAACUACAUGACCGUGACAUCGGAGAUGGCUGACAGACGUCAAAUGUUUAAAGGGCACAUGUCUAGAAAGACUCAAUCGGAGAAUAACACGAGGGAGAACACACCAGUACCAGAUGAAGUAGAGAAGAGAAUGAUUCCGCUGAUAAAAACAGAGUCACUAACAGAGACGACAGAUGGAGUCAUGAUGAAUGCCACCAUGGACCUAGUUUCGCCUAUGACCAGUCCACCAGGAUCACCAGCGGCCCACGGUCCAUACUACAGCAAAAGAGAGUCAGGAUACAUAUCAAGUUAUGGAGAGAAUGAAGCUUCGGACGAUGACGAGGCUUCUCCUAGUAGCAGAAAUCAUCUUAGAACAAAGAAGAAAGGAAGCCAUGUGACAGUUACAUAUCAUUAAUACGCAAUCGUGUAUGCACACACAUACCACACAAAACAAAUUGAUGUAGUUUGUAUUCAUUUAAAAUUAUGUACACUUCUUUUUGUCUUAUUCUAUUCACUUUUCUCUCUCUCUCUCUCUUUGUAUUAUAUUGCUACUCUGUUUGUUGACUGACUGAACUGAUACUUUUUAAUUUUUGUGAUUUAUUAUUUUGAAUCGUUUUCUUCCUCUGUCUCACCCACCUCUUUUCAACUGACUCACUUGGUAAUGACUGGUAUAUUAUUAUUAUUAUUAUUAUUAUUAUUAUUAUUGACUGAUUGUUGUGAUGUUAUACACAUUCACAUUGUAUAGCCAAAUAACAAUUAAAAAAAAAUAA